AUGAUGGAUAGUAAUAAUAGUAAUAAUAGUGAUAAUAGUAUAAAAUUACCAAUAUAUCUUUAUGGUAUAGUUAUUAAAUAUCUAUGGGAAGAGAGUGAAUCAUUAAAAUCAAGUGUCAGCAGACAUUGGAUAUUGACAUCACUAAGUAGAGUAUCAAAACAAUACUUUGAAAUUGUUAAACUACUCAAUGACAAGUUAAUCUUUGAUAGACUCACUCUAGAUCAAUUAAAAAAGGAUAAUCAAAAUGAUCAAAUUCAACAUUGUAGUAAACAAUUAUUAUUAAAUCAAUUAUUAAUAGAUUUAAACAAAAACAACAAAAAAGAGAAUAAUAAUAAUAAUAAUAAUGAUAAUAAUGAUAAUAAUAAUUUAACAAAAUAUUUAAUAAUUAAUAUAAUGUCAAAUGAUGGAUUAAAAGAGUUUAAAAGUUUAAAUGUUGAUGGUCAAAUGAAUCUAAAGAGAUUUAUAUUUGAACAAUUGGAAUGGGAUGAUAAAAAGAGAAAGGUUGCGUUGGAGGAAGAAGCAUCUUUAAAGUUGAAAAAGUUUAUCUAUCGACCAAAUGUAAAGGAACAAGUAUUGACUGACCGUUCAAAGUUGUUGGUACAAUCAAUAUUUAAUCAAAUCGAUACAUUUAAUGGUGUAUUGGAAGAUAUAGAUUAUCUUAUUUCUACCGACGUUGGGUGUCAAAUGCCAUCUCUUUCGAGAUUACAUAUUAUGCAUGACUAUCGUAAUAGUUAUGGUGAUCGCGUAUGGGGUGAACAUUUGGAUAAUGUUGUCAUUGCAAUUGGACACCAAAUCGAAGAAUUGUCAUUGGUCAUAACACCAAGAAUACCCGUCAAAGAAGAUUAUCAAGAAGAUGAUGACAAUGAAGAAGAGAAUGAAUGGGAUCCAGAUAUAAUAGCUGUAAAGAUAUCAUUUUCAGAGUAUCUUUCAAAACUACGUAAACUCUGUCUUGGUACUGUAUUUGAUUAUACAAUAGACACUGAGUUUUUUGAUAAUCUCACUAGAAACCUUCCACUACUCGAAUCACUAUUACUCGUCGAGGCAAAACAACCAGUUCUGCCACGUAUCUUUCCACCAACUAGUUCACAACCCAUCAUUGACUAUCUCAAAAGAUCACAUCGAUUAGUCGAAUUUGGUAUUGAAACACAAGAAUGUUCACUCUCUUUACAUAAUACCAAAUUGUUGGAAUUCUUAUUACAAGAUGAAAGAUCUAGUCAUCUGCAAUCAAUUAAACUACCCGUUUGGUAUAUAGUGCCAAUUCGUCGACCAAUCAAUCGUCUCGAUUUGACACUACCCAAUAGUAGUGCAAAGUCUCGAUAUGUUAAAUUGGUCAAUAUCCCGCUACCAGAUGACCAACAAAGAAAAAUGAUUGCCGAGUCAUUCUCUAAUGUCUCCAAUAUCAUUAUUCGAUCAACAUCUGAUUGUUCAUUAUUUGUUGAUAUUUUAAAUUUUAAUCAAAACUCUACCUUUAAAAGUAUUGAAUUUGAAUUUAAAAAAGAUUCUUCACAAUCAACAACAAAUAUGAUUGGAUUCCAACAAUGGAAUAAUCUAAAAGAAGCAAUUAUCAAUCAUCACAAUAUAGGAUAUCUAAGUGUAAACAUUGCAGGAAUCGGUCAUCAACAAUUACAACAUUUAGAUCAAGAAAUUCAAAAGCAUCCAUCGAUCAUUAACAAAUCAUCUUGGAAUCUAAAUGUCUAUGAUUCCAAAAUCAUUCCAUUCCCACCAAUUCCAGAACCAAUCAAUACACCAAUUUUUAAUUUUCCUGCCAACUUGACAUUUACUUCUAUGGGUUCAGGAUCAGGUAAUAGUAAUAAUCCAAAUUAUACUUUACCAUUUAUCAUACCAGAUCAAAAUAAUUAA
Messenger RNA from Cavenderia fasciculata, 1860 nucleotides. RefSeq lists its product as uncharacterized. The record is from RefSeq and is a predicted model, not a curated record. The transcript is spliced from 2 exons. Bases 1 to 1860 code for a protein of 619 amino acids. NCBI's taxonomy places the organism in Eukaryota, Evosea, Eumycetozoa, Acytosteliales, Cavenderiaceae.